Messenger RNA from Cicer arietinum (chickpea), 783 nucleotides. The record is from RefSeq and is a predicted model, not a curated record. NCBI's taxonomy places the organism in Eukaryota, Viridiplantae, Streptophyta, Magnoliopsida, Fabales, Fabaceae.
AUGAGAAUUCCACUUUCCUCUCAGAGCUUUUCUCUCUCCAUGAAAGCUUUGUUCGUGGCUGCUCAUCGUCCAUCAUUUGUCUCUCUGUCUCAGCCUUCUGAUUAUCUAAAAACACCAAUUACUACACCAACAGAAGAGAAUGAGAAGACUAUAAUGAAGCAAAAAUCAUUGCUCAUUUUUGGAUAUCUUCUUUGCAUAAUUUCAGUAAAUAUAUUUAGUCUACCAACAUCAAUAGGAAUUGUAUUGCUGGCUUCUGUUAGUGGAGCUCAGCUCUCAAGUUAUGCUACUUUUCUAUCAGAUCCAUAUGUGGCACCAUUAAGCAUAGUCAUGACAUCAUUAUCUACUAUUUCCUCGGUUUUCAUCACGCCACUGUUAUUAUUGUUGCUCAUUGGGAAGAGACUGCCAAUAGAUGUAAAAGGAAUGGUGUUUAGCAUUACACAGAUUGUGCUGGUUCCUAUUACAUUUGGUCUACUUCUAAAUCGCUUCUUUCCUCAUAUUUGUAAUGCUAUUCCACCAUUUUUGCCUCUGCUAUCGGUAUUGGUUGCUGCUCUCUCUGCCGGAGCACCACUUGCUCUUAACAUUGACUCCGUCAAAUCCUCAUUUGGUUUUGCUAUCUUUUUGCUCGCUGUUGCUUUUCAUUUGUCAUCUUUUGUAGCUGGUUAUAUUCUUAGUGGAUUCGUUUUUCGCUAUUCUCCUGAUGUGAAGCCGCUGCAGAGAACAAUUUCCUUUGAGACAGGAAUGCAAAGUAGCCUUCUUACUCUGGCUCUUGCUAAUAAUUCUUAA